Aspergillus homomorphus CBS 101889 is the source of this 1908-nucleotide messenger RNA. Its product is annotated as cytochrome P450. The record is from RefSeq and is a predicted model, not a curated record. The coding region runs from base 270 to 1814 and encodes 514 amino acids. NCBI's taxonomy places the organism in Eukaryota, Fungi, Ascomycota, Eurotiomycetes, Eurotiales, Aspergillaceae. The transcript has 4 exons. Gene Ontology annotation, molecular function: iron ion binding; oxidoreductase activity, acting on paired donors, with incorporation or reduction of molecular oxygen; monooxygenase activity.
CACGAUCGUCAUUGAGCUUCAACGUUGCCUUCUCAUGGACCCUUUUAACUAUCUAUCACAGCUAUCUCAUUCGUUGAACGAUCAUAGAUCCAGAUGUGCCACUCGUCAAGCAUUGAAUGAUCUCGGCGUCAGCACCAAUUUAGUCCUGACUAAAUUAGCCGAGUCUGUUCUGCUCGCGGUCUAUAAAUAUGACGAUGGAUUUCCCCGUGAGAAUCCUCAACACCGAAAUUGAUCAUCAUUCCUGAGUUCUGUCUUAGGACAAGCUCACGAUGCAUUUACUCAUCCUUCUCGCCCUCCCCGUUAUACUCUACCUCACGAAAAGUAUCCUCCAACUGCUCUACACAACAUGGAAAAGCCCCUCUCUGCUGUCCAUCCCCGGCCCAUUCCUCGCCCGCUUCACCCGGCUAUGGUACUUCACCCGCGUCUGGAAAGGCCACUUUGAGGCCGACAACCUGGAGCUGCAUGCGCGCUACGGACCAGUCGUCCGGAUCGCGCCCGGUCAGUACAGCAUCAGUGACCGGGCAGCCGUGAAGACAGUGUACGGCACGGGGAGCCGGUUCCCCAAGUCAGCGUGGUACGAGGGCUGGAAGCAUCCGUCUCCCGAUCGGUGGACGUUGUUCCCAGACCGCAACAUCAAAAGACACGCCGAAACCCGCAAGCGAUUCUCCAGCCUCUACUCGAUGAGCUCGCUCCUCCACUACGAGGAAUUCGUCGACCAAUGCGCCGACAUCUUCCGCCAACGGCUCACGGAGUUCGCGCAGAGCGGCCAGACCUUCGACCUCCACCACUGGCUCCAAUGCUACGCCUUCGACGUGAUCGGGGAUAUCACGUUCGGCCAGCGCUUCGGCUUCCUGGAUCGCGGCGACGACAUCGAAGGCGCAAUGGCGGCUUUGCAAAAAGUCAUGGCCUACGGCACGCUGGUAGGGAUCUACCCGGAAUGGCACCCACGGCUCUACGAGCCACUCAGCCGGUUCACCUCCUCGGGUCCCGCGGGCCGAUCCUUCGUCAUGCGGUUCGUGGCCGAGAAGAUCCGGCAGCUGAACGAGACGCGCAAGACGCAGCCGCAGCCGCAAGACAACCCGACGACACCACUCAAGACGCAAGACUUCAUGGAGAAGAUGGCGCUGGCGCGCGACAAAGACCCAGAGAAAGUGACAGACUACCACCUGUUCAUGAUGGGCAACUCGAACGUGAUCGCAGGCUCGGACACGACAGCGAUCAGCCUGUCAGCGAUCCUGUACCACCUCCUGCGCAACCCGGCGACAUGGGCGCGGCUGCGACACGAGGUCGACGACUUCACCGCGCAGCAGCAGCAGCAGCAACCGCAAAUAACCUUUAAGGAGAGCCAGGCGAUGCCAUACCUGCAGGCGGUGAUGAAGGAGGCGAUCCGCAUGCACGCGGCGACGGGGCUGCCGCUGUGGCGCGAGGUGCCGGCGGGCGGGGCGACGAUCAGCGGGUAUUUCUUCCCGGAGGGCUCGGUGGUGGGCGUCAACAUCUGGGUCGCGCAUUACGACGAGGGGGUGUUCCCUGACGCGCAGCGCUUCCGGCCGGAGCGGUGGCUGGAGGCCGAGAGCGGGGAUCCGGCGCGGUUGCAGACGAUGAACGAGAUGUAUAUGCCUUUCGGGUUGGGCUCGCGCACGUGCCUGGGCAAACACAUCUCCAUCCUGGAGAUGUCCAAGCUGAUUCCGCAGAUCGUCCGGGACUUCGACUUCCAGCUGGAGAAGCGCACUUGGGAGACGGAUAAUAAGUGGUUCGUGAAGCCGCUGGACUUUUAUGUGAAGGUUUCCAUGCGCCAGCGGGAGUCUGUCAGAUAGUGCUAUAAUACGCAGGUAGCAUCAGCCAUAAACAUGGCUCAUAGCGGUAGUAGUACAAUUGACCGGGGACCCUAUCCAGACCAUGGAAUCCAAU